Molecule: messenger RNA, 3070 nt
Organism: Cottoperca gobio
Lineage: Eukaryota; Metazoa; Chordata; Actinopteri; Perciformes; Bovichtidae
Exons: 18
Coding region: 263-2599 (778 amino acids)
Source: RefSeq, a predicted model, not a curated record
CGUAUUUUAAGUAUUCAGUUCAUUCUGCACUUUACAUAAAUGAAAUAUCCCUGUGAGUUUUUGCUCUUAACAUUAACAAUUCUGUGUUCAUAAAGAUAAAGCCCGAGGGAAACGGAGGCGCGUGCUAAUUAGCUUUUCAAUUAGCUUAAUAACAGGACAGUCAAUCAAAAUGGCGACAUUUCCCGGAAGGUAAAUACGACUGACAAGGCAUAUCGAGGAAAUACAUCAACUCAGGCAACGUUUGCUCUUGACAAAUUAAAAUAUGUUUCCAUGUUCGUAUGGUGUGGUGUUGCUGUUCACCUUACCUUUCACCAGUCCACUGCCGACAGGAACUUUCCAGACAAAAUGUCUUGAGCGUCACUUUUGGCUUUCUGUCAAGUCCAGCGUCCUUGGAUUGAGGACCCAUUUUGACUUUGAAGACCAGUAUGGAUUCCACUUCUUGUCUGCUCAGGACGCCACACGCUGUGGUUACACUGUCCUACUCAAUGAUGUUGGAGACCUGGUGUUUCGUGCCUCCUUCCUGGCGUGUCACGUCAACAGCGAGAGAGGCACAGGCUAUCACCUGCGUCUUUGGCUUGUGAGCCUGCAGGCGGAUGGGAGGGUAGCGGCGUAUCCCUUUCAGCUCCACUGCUCAUUCCAGGGGCAGUGGAGCGCCAGAGAGAUCGUCUGUGAGGAAAACUACAUGGAGGUGUCCAUCCAGCAGCCUAUCCUGCCAAUUACAUCCAAAAAUGAGAAGGGAGCUGAUGAGGCAACGAUGGCUGUGAUGUUCCACAAUGAUGACCAGUCGCCAGACAAAGCAAAGUUUUUGUCCCUGAGAGAGGCUGCAGCUCUGGGCUACCACAUCUCACUGCGUGGCUCUCACCUCACCCUCCGCUGUCCCUACUCCUCCCCUCUCUCAUACUCAGUCAAGGAGAGCGGAGUGGAUUUAGAGAUUGUUAGAACAACCAUCCUGUACCGAAUCCAGAGAAAGUUCCUUGCUGUUGACACCACUGUUGCCUGUGCUCUGAAUGAGGCAACAGCAGAUGGGUCUGACCUGCUGUGGACUGUCCCUUACGUCCUGACUCCGUUAGUCCAUGGUGAGUUCAGGGACAGAGGCAUGAGGAUCCGGGUGAACGACCGGGCUCUAAAUGAGUCUGAAAAGAAAGAGAGGGGAUACAAGAUCGGUGUGCGAGAGGGGAAAAUGGAGGUCAGGAUUCCUUUAGGAGCCAAAGGUGGACACGUUAAGAGUGGUGUUGUGAGGGGACAGUACAGCCAGUCCAUGUCUGUGGAUCUGUUCCUCCUGAGUCAGUGGGAGGACGAGCGCUGGCCUCUCACGCAGCAUCGCUCCUUCCGGCUCCUUAAGACUCCUCUCAUCCCACAAGUCCCAUUCUUCACUGACCACACUGUCCCAUCUGAGCGAUUGUUCUCCGUCACUUUAGGCCUCUUUGCACCUGAUGUUUCCAUCCAGAAGGUGACUGUAGAUGGUGGUGGUGACCUUUUAACCUGGACCCAGACUGACACAGACGACCUCAGUGUGUCCAGGCUCUCCCACUCCAAUGGGAGCCACUCUUACAAAUUUAGUUUCCCGUUGUCACACCCAAAAAUAAUCCGAGAGUACAUAGGUGGUGGCUAUGAGACGUACAGCCUCUCUUUCACCUUUAAUCUUAACAUCUCACCCAAUGAAGAGCUGUUUUACCAUAAAGCCACGAUAGAGCACAGUGUGGAAUAUACAACUCCAGGUUCCCCCAAGCUGGAGGGGAAGUGCACAGAGAGCAGCCUGCUGGUGGUGCUGCACUACGGGGCCCAGACCGAGCUGCAGUGGGAGCUCUUCCUCGGAGCUCACAAACUGGACUGGGACCUGGUGGAGAUGGGUGGGUUCGUAGUGGAGGCGGAGGAGGACUACUUGACUGUGGAGAUCCCCCGCUACAGCCCUGGGAUGAACUAUGUGGUGACCGAUCAUAGUUUAUUUUUAACCCACAUUUACUUUCGGUAUUGGAUAAUUCAGAUGUUGCUUUACAUCAGCAUCAUCCAAGGUCUGUGGGCCGGUGAGGAGCUGACAUUGCAGGGUCUUGUCUCUGGAGUGGAAGUGUCUGUAGUGGAGGCAGAGUCUCUGAAAGUGGAGGACAGUCUUGUCCAUAAAUGUACAUUUCCUGUUGGAGAACUACUAGUAUGUUUGCCAGAAGGGAGGAUAGUGGCAGUCGUCGACACCACCCACACCACACCGCCUACUCACCCCAAUCUAACCACCCUAUUGGACCCCAGCUGUGCUCCCAUGGAGACGGACAGUGCCAGAGCACUGUUCAGCUUCAGCCUGGACUCCUGCGGGACAACUGUAACUACUGAGGGAAAUGUCCUUGUUUAUGAAAACCAGAUUAGUUACGCUCAAGAUUUUCUGCCUUUGGAUGAUCCUCUUAUACACAGAGAUUCUCCAUACAGGCUGACAAUUCAGUGUCGCUAUCCAGCAAACCACAGUAGUACUCUUGCUAUCCAACACCCUUUGAAUUACUCUCUGGACCUUUCACCCAUCACGGUCAAACGAACAUCCAGGGGAUCUGCAAACAAAGGUCAAAGAAAAUGGAGAGUAAAUUUGGACGGGCGGCAAAACCUUCAUCUAGGUUGAAAAGUUGUUAAAACUGUAUUUAAAUCAUUGUUCACAAUGUGCUAAAUGUUCUACACAAAUACCUCUAAUGACUGUAUUGAAACUGCAAUUGUGAGAUUGAUAUAAUGGAUAUAAUUUACUGUAAAUUGGUGUAAGGGAACACAAUGUUCCACUCUUUUUCUUUUCUAGUGAACUGUGGUGAAUGUAUAAAAUGAAUGAAGACAACUGAUUAAAUAAAAACAUAUGGGAACAGCGCAAAGUGCCAUCUCAGUGCACACAUGCCUCACAGAUGUCACAUGUUUGACUACAAGAUAUUUAAUGAAUACUUGGAAUAUUAAAUGAUUAAAUAAAUUGAUUUCCAAAGAUAUAGCAAAGAAACACUCAUGCAUGAAAUAACAUAGGAAACGAAUACCGGUCCGUUUGGACCUAUGUUGCGCAAUAGAAGGGUAGUGAUACAAAAAUAAUUUUUAUUCAAAAAGUAAGAAAGUAAAA